AUGCGGUCGGGGGCAAAUUACUGGGGAGGAACACUGGAGGUGGCGGAGGAAAACGCAGAGGAGGUUGAUGAGGAAGAGCGAGAGGAGAGGCGGCGGAGGAUGGAGAGAGGAUCGCAGGCGCAGCAGGGCAACAACUACGAGCACUUGAACGAGACCCAGCAGAGCUGGCUGCUUUUCCCAGAAGCGCUGAAGAAGAAAGGGAGGAAGAAGCAGAGCGUUGACCUGGGUUGUAUGGUGUGCAGCCGUAAGGCCUUCAAGUGGAGUCUCAUCUCCAUAGGGAUCGCUUUCCUCGUGAUUGCACUCCCAACCAUCAUCGUGAAGGCCAUCCCCAAGCACAAAUCCCGCCCACCUGCGCCUGACGACUACACCCGCGCCCUCCACAAAGCCCUCCUCUUCUUCAACGCCCAGAAGUCUGGGAAGCUGGGGAAGAGCAACGGGAUAUCGUGGCGAGGGGACUCGGGGCUGCAGGACGGAAACGACACCGUAUUCAAAAAGCGGGGCCUGGUGGGAGGAUACUACGACGCAGGGGACAACACCAAAUUCAACUUCCCGAUGGCCUACGCCAUGACGAUGCUGAGCUGGAGCUGCAUCGAGUACAGCCACAAGUACCGCUCCAUCGGCGAGUACACCCACCUCACGGACCUCAUCAAGUGGGGGACCGACUACCUCCUCCUCAACUUCAACUCCUCCGCCGCCACAGUCGACCACAUCUACGCCCAGGUCGGGGGCAGCCGCAACGCCUCCCAAACCCCCGACGACCACUACUGCUGGGAGAGGCCCGAGGACAUGGACUACCCCAGGCCCGCCAUCGCGGUAAGCGCCGGCCCGGACCUCGCGGGGGAGAUGGCCGCAGCGCUGGCCGCCGCCUCCAUCGUGUUCAGGGACUCCAACGCCGCCUACUCCAGGCGCCUGGUGAGGGGCGCGGAGACGCUGUUCCGGUUCGCGAGGGACCAGGGCAGGCGCCGCUCCUACUGCCGCGGGAACCCCUUCAUCGAGCCCUACUACAACUCUACGGGGUACUACGACGAGUACAUGUGGGGCGCCACGUGGCUGUACUACGCCACGGGGAACAACACGUACCUGUCCCUGGCCACCAACCGGGGGCUCCCAAAGAACUCGAGGGCCUUCUUGGGGAUCCCGGAUCUGAGCGUGCCCAGCUGGGACAACAAGCUGCCCGCGGCCAUGCUGCUGCUCACCAGGUUCAGAAUCUUCCUCAGCCCGGGCUACCCCUACGAGGAUAUGCUUCGGAUGUAUCACAAUGUCACUGCUCUCAACAUGUGCUCCUAUCUCCCUCAAUUUGCCGUCUUCAACUGGACCAAAGGGGGGUUGAUUCAGCUGAAUCAUGGAAGGCCACAACCUCUUCAAUAUGCAGCCAAUGCGGCCUUCUUGGCAUCUCUAUUUGCUGAUUAUCUGAAUGCAACCGACGUCCCUGGAUUCAACUGCGGCCCCAACUUCAUUCCUAUUCAUGUACUUCGAAGUUUUGCUACUUCGCAGGUGGAUUAUAUCAUGGGGAAGAAUCCGUUGAAAAUGAGCUACAUUGUUGGGUAUGGUGACAAGUUUCCGAGACACGUACAUCAUAGAGGGGCAUCAAUCCCACACAACAAGAGAAGGUACUCGUGCACCGGUGGGUGGAAGUGGAAGGACAGCAGCAAGCCCAAUCCUAAUAACGUGACUGGUGCCAUGGUCGGAGGACCAGAUAGGUUCGACCAUUUCCAUGACUCUCGAAACAAUUACAGCUACACCGAGCCGACCUUGGCUGGGAACGCUGGUCUGGUCGCCGCACUCGUGUCCCUCACUGUCACCGAUGCCAACUACGGCAUCGACAAGAACUCCAUUUUUGAAGCGGUUCCACCACUUUACCCGCAGAGCCCACCUCCUCCGCCUCCUUGGCGACCUUGA
This is a messenger RNA of Linum tenue, 1899 nucleotides long. Lineage: Eukaryota; Viridiplantae; Streptophyta; Magnoliopsida; Malpighiales; Linaceae. The record is from the annotation of a GenBank genome assembly.